AUGAGUAAUGAACCCGUUUCCUUGAUUUCCCUAAACAAAAUGCUUAGAAAGAAUAAAGAGGAAGAAAAACAUAAAAAUGUAGACAAUACAGAGCUUACGAAUCUUGUGUUAAAUACAUCUAAUUAUAAUAAGAAGGAAGAAAAAGGAACCUUUGAAGAAUUAAAUGUAUCCAUAGAAAUAAUACGAGCAUUAAAAAGAAUAAAUAUUUAUUAUCCUUCAGUAAUACAAUAUAUGAUUAUGAAAAAAUUAAUAUGUAAGGAUAAAAAGGAGAAAAAAAGAAAUUGUAUAAUACAAUCAAGAAAUGGAACAGGUAAAAGUAUGUCGAUUUGUAUAAUUAUUAUUAAUCAAAUAUUUUGUAAAAUGAAGAAGAAAAAAGAAACUGAACAAAAUAAUAAAAAUAAAAAAGAGGAAAUAGGAAAAAUAGAUUAUUCAAAAUAUGUAUCAGAUCAUAUAUCUCAAUCAAUUUCUGAUAACGAAAACAUUUUCUUUGGUUUUUUAUUUUUCUAUGGAUUAAUAUUAGAACCCACACGAGAAUUAUGUCAACAAGUUUAUGAUAAUAUUAAAAAAAUAACGAAUAUAUUAAGAAAUGAAGAUGAUGAAGAUAUUUAUGAUAAUAAAAAUGGAUUGGAUGUUUAUAAUAACAUUUGUACAAAUAGGUGUGAGAAGAAAUAUGUUAAUUAUUAUAAAAUAAAAUCUUUAAUAUUAUAUGGAGGGACAGAUAUUUUUGAAAGUAUAAAAACAUUGUUUUAUAAUUUUCCUCAUAUUAUUAUAUCAACACCUGGUCGUUUAAAACAUGUUUUAAAUAUCUUAAAUAAAGUAAAGAUAGAAAUAAAUAAAGAAGACAAAAUAACAAAUAAAGGAAUAUACCCUUUAUCCUAUAUAACUAUUAUUAAUAUCUGUUUAAAUUAUUUUAUUCUUGAUGAAAUAGAUGCCUUAUUAGAUGAACAAUUCGAUGAGCAGCUAAAAAUUAUUUAUAAUUAUAUUGUGAAUCCAAAAAUACAAAUCUUAUGUUAUAGUUCGACAUUCCAAGAUGCAUGUAUAAAUAAUUUUAUACAAAAAGUUAUAGAAUGUGAUGAAAGAUAUGUAGCACGUUUACAGCGCGUGCACAUGAGUAACAUGGACCACACAAAUUAUAAAGACGACGGUAAUGAUUAUUUAAAAAUGGGUCUAGAUAAUGAACAACAACAUUGUGGAAAGGAAAACAAAAUGGUAGAUGAGUAUAUCACGGAUGAACAUAAUAUAAAUAAAAAUAAAAAUAAAAAUAAUGUUGAUAUAAAUAAAAACAAAAAUAAUGUUGAUAUAAAUAAAAAUAAUGGUGAUAUAAACAAAAAUAAUGUUGAUAUAAACAAAAAUAAUGGUGAUAUAAACAAAAAUAAUGUUGAUAUAAACAAAAAUAAUGUUGAUAUAAACAAAAAUAAUGGUGAUAUAAAUAAAAAUAAUGGUGAUAUAAAUAAAAAUAAUGGUGAUAUAAAUAAAAAUAAUGGUGAUAUAAAUAAAAAUAAUGGUGAUAUAAAUAAAAAUAAUGGUGAUAUAAAUAAUAUAGAUACACAUUUUAUUACGCCACCCUUACAAAAUCAUCAUCUUAAAAUAAAAAAAAAAAAAAUUAAUAAAAGCAAAAAAAAAAAAAAAAAAAAAAAAAAAUUCAAAUAUAACAAUAAAUCCCAAUCCAAAGUAAUAAAAGAAUUACAAAAAAUAAUUCACGAUGAAAACAUUUUAUGUAAAGAGUUUAUUUGUAAAUAUAUUUUUAAAAAAAUGAUAAAAAGAAAAGAAAAAAGCAAAUAUCACAUGAACAGUAAAAGGACUUUUGAAUAUAUACAAACAUGUACUUCGCUUAUAAUUCAUACACAAGAUAAAAAAAUAAAAAUAAAUAACAAAAACAAUAAUAAUAAUAAUAAUAACAAUAAUAAUAAUAAUAAUAACAAUAAUAAUAACAAUAUUGUUUAUACUUAUCCUUGUGAUGUUAUCCCAUCUUCUUAUAAUAAUCAUUCAGUUGAUCAAAACCAUUUGAACCCACAUUUAAAGGGAACCCUAGAGUCACCCGUCUUAUUAAAUGUGGAACAUUGUUUUAUAACUAUAAAUAAUGAAAACUUAACGAAAAAAGAAGAACUUAAAUAUAAAAUGAAAGUAGUGUAUAAAAUUAUAAAUGAUAUAAAAUAUAACCAAUGUUUUCUUUUUAUUAAUAAUACAUAUGAAGGUAUCCAAGUUAUUAAAAUGUUAAAAAAAAUGAAUGUCCCAUCUUAUUAUACUAGUUCAAAAAUAGAACAUAAAGAAAGAAUACAACUAUUCAAAAGUUUACAAGAAAAUAAAGUUAAAAUUGUUGUAUGCACAGAUGUUAUGAGUAGAGGUAUAGAUAACAUCGUGUGUGAUUUAGUAAUUAACUUUGAUAUACCACAAAGCAAAGAAACAUAUGUACAUAGGUCAGGAAGAUGUGGACGUUUUGGUAAUAAAGGAUUAUGUGUAAGUUUAUGUAAUUACACCGAUUAUAAUUAUUUGUAUUAUUUUAAAUAUAAAUUAAAAUUAAAUGUCUGCGAUUUUUAUUAUAUUUGUAAAUCUGAUCAUAGAAAACAAGAUGAUUCAUCUGUUCAGAUAAAUAAUAUUAAAAAAACACAUGAACAUAAUGAACAAAUUAUAGACACACACUCAUGUGGUGAUAAUAAUCAUUAUAAAAAUUAUGAUGAAUCUGGUUCGUCUCAUAAUAUAUCCAACUUUCAACAAAUAAACUAUAAUAAUAUAUUCAAAAAUGGGGAUAUAGAAAAAUUGAGAAAAAUAUAUGAAAAUAAUAUAAGAAAUGAUUAUUACGAACAAAAUGGUGCGGAGUCUCUAAAAAAAAAAAAAAAAAAAAAAAUUUUAAUAAACAUAAAAGGUUUUGUUUUUUCAAAACAUAUAAAUAUGAAUCAACAUUCAUAUAAUAAUACAUUUAAUAAUGUUUAUUUAAAAAUAUAUUUUAAAGAAUUAUUUAUAAAGUUUAAAAUUAUACAACAUAAUAAUACAUGUUCCUAUAUUUUUAAAAUACCUAUUGAUAAUAAAAAUAUAUUUAAAAAUAUUAAUAUUAUUCAACAUGAGUCGAAUUUAAUUUUGUUCUUUCAUUUUUUUCAAAAUAUAAAUAUAUGUUGUAAUUAUUAUGAUGACCAUAUAAAGAGCGAACAUAAUAAUAAAAGUUAUUUAUAUAAUAAUACAUAUUUCAAAAAAGAGAAAACAAAAAAUAUUAUCAACACAACUUCUUUUCAAACCAAUUUUUGUAUGUUCUUUUUUUGUAAAUCAAAUUAUUAUAUAACAUUAAAAUUAUACUAUAUAUUUCUUUUUUUAUUUAAAUAUUAUAAAUAUCCACUCAGAAAAAAUUUUUAUCAUCUCUUAAUAUAUAAUAAAUAUUAUAACAACAAUAAUAAAGAACAAUAUUAUCAUGAUGAAAAAAUAAAUAAUAAUAUAUCAUCGUUUACAAAUUUGGAACCAUUAACGUAUUAUUUACAACAUCAUAAUAAUUGUAUAUCUGAUUCUUAUAUAUAUUACAAAAAAAAAAAAAAAAAAAAAACUUUACAUAAAAAUGUAUAUAAUUUAAUUGAUGAGGGAAAAUUAUAUGAACAAGUAAAAUACAAAACAAAUAUAAAUAAGCACGAUAUGUUCACUAUUCAUAAUAAUUAUUUGUCAAAUUCAAUAUCAUACCAUGACAAUCUGGAUUUUAAUUUACUAAAUAAUAAUAAUAAUAAUAAUCAUAUUAAUAUUAACUCUAUGUCUCUUGAACAAGCUAUCAUUUCUUUAAACAUGGAUAUUUUAGAUAAGCACAUGUUUAUAAAAUUAUGUAAUGAAUCCAAACAUAUUAAAUGUAUAAAUGAUGAAAUUACAAUUAUGAAAAAAAUCAAUCAAUAUAUAUGUGAUCAAAUCUAUAUUAACGUAAAUGAUUAUCAAAAUGUAAAUAUAUUAAAGAGUCUUUUUUUACAAAAUCAUAUAAAAUUGUAUGAAGAUAGUUGA
Molecule: messenger RNA, 3966 nt
Organism: Plasmodium falciparum 3D7
Lineage: Eukaryota; Apicomplexa; Aconoidasida; Haemosporida; Plasmodiidae
Gene: PSH3
Product: DEAD/DEAH box helicase
Molecular function (GO): DNA helicase activity; ATP binding; nucleic acid binding
Source: RefSeq, a predicted model, not a curated record